AUGCCUCAAGAGCACUCCACCACGUCGAGCUUCCAGUGAGUGAAACGUAUGAGCUCGGCAGUGUACGCCUCCGGCUCUGACACUGCCAUGCUUGGGCCUCGCCUCGUAGAGCUUCCUUCUCCACGCUCGUACCGGCAUACUUUGAACGCUACCCGAACCCGCUGGCAAACCACGUCAUAUGCGCGGAUGUCAUCGAUCGUCGACUUGUCCCUUUAGACGCCUCCUCCUCCUCCUCUCCCUCCUCCUCCUUCGCUUCGUCCACUCGCUAUGGCUUGCGCACUACGCGGCUCAUCCUCAAGAAGGGCACGCUUCCUGCCUGGGCACCCAAAGGCAUCCUACGAAACAGCGAGAGCUGGGUGUUGGAGGAGAGUCUGGUGGAGCUCGAUGCGGCUGGUCAGAAUGAGGGAAGGAGGAUGCACACUUGGACUAGGAACUUGGAUCACACCACCGUGCUGGCCGUUACUGAAGGGCUGACGCUAACUGAACGUAUCUCCUCGAGCAUCAAAUCCGGCGGAGAUGCGGAUGUGAAGGGGAAACAGCCUCUUAGAGGCGAUCAAGCAUCCACAGGAAUUGGGUGAGUCGCCCAAUCAGAAGCUCCUAGUCCGCGAGAGGGGAGGGGAAUGAUUAGACAACGCAAGGAUAUGCACCAGAAGCAGGUGGUGUGCUCACCAUCUCAGCUACCGCCCUUCUUCAGCUCCGUGUCAGAGAGCACAGUCGCUUGCCUCUCGCGCGGGCACAUCACUUCCAGCGUAUCGCCCGCGUUCCUAGCGAGGCGAAUAGAAAAAUUUGGUCUGAAGCGUUUCGUCGCGCACGCAGAGACGGCGAGUGGAAUCAUACAAGCUGCGCAUCGAUAACAAAACCGCCCAUUGCUGACGGUCUCGUGCUCAUCUUCCAUCCGAUCAGAGUCAUGACGGCUUGCUCCUGGUGCAUGCGGCUCUUCUCCGAGCCGCAUCAGGCGAGCCACCUUCAUCUCACUCAACCACCAUGACGAAACGAGGCAAGCUUGCGCAAGCUCUGAGACCGCCAUUUUUGGACGGCUAUCCACCCAGCUUGAUCGUGCGGGCUAGGAGGAAGUACGAGCAGGCAAGAGGAUGGUGGAAGGAUUUGAGGCGAGGCGGCACGAACGACGAGACGCUCAAGAGGGAAAGACCGGAUGGAGAGGAUGCUAGGAGAGGCGCAUUCAGGCCUGCUGAUUGGCUGAGGAGCAGAUUGGUGGGCCUUCGAGGAACGGAAGAGCGAGAUCGUGGAACUGUAACCUCGUGA
Messenger RNA from Ceraceosorus bombacis, 1263 nucleotides. Lineage: Eukaryota; Fungi; Basidiomycota; Exobasidiomycetes; Ceraceosorales; Ceraceosoraceae. The record is from the annotation of a GenBank genome assembly.